AUGCGAGGGAGCUGCGCUCUCCGACGCGGGCCCUCGAGGCCGAGCGCCCGCGCGGCGACGUCGUGGGCGCUGCGCGCAGUCCCCACCAGCCCGUGCAGCAGCGAUGCCCAGGUGGGGUGCCGAUGGAGAGCGUGCAGUGGGACAGCAGCCCAGCAGGGAGUUUCACUUCCCUGCGCCCCCAUGGGUGCCGGUGGACUUCUGCCACCCAGGAGACGGCCGUCGUUCAUCGACGACAACGUCAACUUGCGGGACGACUGGGUCGCGCGCGGCGGCGUCUUCGUCCACCACGUCAGCACGGGGCAGAGCCUCUGGCAGCUGCACCGCCUCGGCGUUCUGCCCGCCCGCUCGCCGCCAGGCCCGCCGUGCCGCCAGGGGGUGCAGGCAGAGUGGGCGCAGGCGUGGUGGGCGGGCACCUGGUGGUGGUGCCGCAGGCUGGCCUCGUUGCCGCAGGCGUCGAGCGGCUCGGACGCAGAGGAGGUGGAGUUCGCGGAGCUCCCGCACCUGGGCUACAGGUGCUUCGUGCCGCCGUCCUCCCUGCGGGCCCCUGGCCCCGGGCCCCCGGGAGGCCGCCCGCCGGUGCGGGAGCCCCCCGCGGCGGCGAGCCGCUGCGGCUGGCGGGGCGCCCAGGAGCACCGCGCCGAUGCCGCGGCGCAGGUCGUCGUGUUCCAGUGA
Messenger RNA from Prorocentrum cordatum, 672 nucleotides. NCBI's taxonomy places the organism in Eukaryota, Dinophyceae, Prorocentrales, Prorocentraceae. The record is from the annotation of a GenBank genome assembly.